CUUCGGUCCUCUUCCUGGUGGGCGGAUCGGUCUAGGCGGUUCACGUCCUGGGCCAGGUCAUUCGCCGAUGAUGAUGUGCCGCAAUCGCCAGCCGUAAUGCUGUCUCGCGCGUCACCUCCAAUAUCGGGCACGAAACGUCCACUCAGCACCGAACCCGACGAUCGCAGCAUCGACAUGAAGUGCAGCUGUGUCGAGAGCAUCGGCAGCGCGCUUAAAAAUGGAAAUAUCAGCGAUUACCGACGCAUUCGCCUGCGGCAGCGGCACAUCAGACUGAGGUGCAGAGCUACCCGCCGUCAGACGCACCCGCGCUCCCGACGAUGCUCCCGCUGCAUCCGCGACUGAUUAGCGCAGGGCACACAGGAACGAGUAUCAACCACAGCCAUGCGAGCCCGAGCGGGUCAGAUUCACUGUCGGGACCGAUGGGCGAGGACAAGCCGCACCAACGAGGAGCGCGUGCCCGCAUCUCCCUCCCCUAUGCGCCUAGUCUCCUUCACGACGGCGGUCAUACAACCAGGCACACCGACUCGGGACGUGGCAGAGAAAUGGGCGGCGGGCGCGUGCGCGAAGGGAGGACUUAGGGGCCAAUGCCCUGCGCGUGGACGCGGCCGACGAACGCUAUCACAGACGUAGGGACGAGGAGGAUGUGCGAGCGGGCGGGCGUGAGGGCGAGCGAGCGGGCGGAUG
Fomitopsis serialis is the source of this 684-nucleotide messenger RNA. RefSeq lists its product as uncharacterized. Bases 318 to 578 code for a protein of 86 amino acids. The transcript is spliced from 2 exons. NCBI's taxonomy places the organism in Eukaryota, Fungi, Basidiomycota, Agaricomycetes, Polyporales, Fomitopsidaceae. The record is from RefSeq and is a predicted model, not a curated record.